GUGUCUGUGUCACUUGUUCGAAAAUGCGCGCGCCUACCUCGCGCCGCGUCCGUCGCCUGGCGACAGCUGUUCCAUUCCCCUCCCCCCACCGACGCGAUCAAUAACAGCCGGGUAGGCAUGACCGCCGCAUUCUGUGCUGGGCCAAUCACCGAGCGAAAAGCCACUUCUCUUCAACCAAUCGGCAGGAAAGCAGCGUGUGGCUUCCGACCAAUAGGCGUAUAGGUGGCCAGGAAAGAUCUGCGUUUAAACCGUCUCUCUGGUUCUGCUGCUGCUGGGGGACGGAGACUGGGUGACGGUCUGGGGAUAGUAAGUGGCCAGCCGGAGGAUGCCGUCGCGGGUGGAGGACUACGAUGUGAUGUUCACGAUAGGCUCAGGUUCCUAUGGGAAGUGCCAGAAGAUUCGCAGAAGAGCGGACGGGAAGGUGUUGGUAUGGAAGGAGCUGGACUAUGGAACCAUGAGUGAGGCUGAGAAACAGAUGCUGGUCUCUGAAGUGAACCUGUUGCGUGAACUGAAGCAUCCAAACAUUGUCCGCUACUAUGACCGUAUCAUUGAUCGAACAAAUACUACUCUUUACAUAGUGAUGGAGUACUGCGAAGGAGGUGACCUGGCCUCUCUGAUUGCUAAAUGUACUAAGGAGAGGCAGUACUUAGAAGAAGACUUUAUACUGCAUGUGUUUGCCCAACUUGCCUUAGCCCUUAAAGACUGCCACAAGCGAAGUGAUGGGGGUCAUACUGUUCUCCACAGAGACCUGAAACCUGCCAACAUAUUUCUAGAUGCUAAAAAGAAUGUGAAACUCGGUGACUUUGGCUUGGCCAGGAUAUUGCACCAUGACACCAGUUUUGCUAAAACGUUUGUCGGCACACCCUAUUACAUGUCUCCUGAGCAGAUGAAUAGGAUGUCCUACAAUGAGAAGUCUGAUAUAUGGUCUCUCGGGUGCCUUCUGUAUGAACUUUGUGCACUUUCGCCGCCUUUCACAGCUUAUAAUCAGAAAGAGUUGGCAGAAAAGAUAAGAAUAGGAAAGUUUCGGCGAAUCCCAUAUCGUUAUUCUGAAGAACUGAACCAAAUAAUUACUAAAAUGUUAAAUCUUAAGGAUUAUUUGAGACCCUCCAUUGAGGAUAUUUUGCAGCACUCCCUGAUGGCUGACUGUGUUGCAGAAGAGCAGGACAGGAUAUCUGAGAAGCGCUCCCGGCGAUCUGCAGAACAGGAAUGGGUUCCCCAGCCAGACACUGUGCCAGCAGAAAUGCGGGUAAAGGAACACCAACUACUGGCACGGGAGAAAGCAUUGAAGGAGAGGGAGGAACGCCUUGAGCAGCGAGAAAGAGAGCUGUGUGUGCGGGAGAGACUUGCAGAGGAUAAACUGGCAAGGGCAGAAAAUCUGAUGAAGAACUUCAAUCUGAUGAAGGAACGUUAUUAUGGGGCUGCAAUGGAAAAUGGGCUAGAUCCUUCCCUGGGUCAGUCCUCUACAAGGAGCAGGAAGCAUGUCCAAUUUGGCAUUGAAAGUAAAGAGAACCGCAGUGGGGCCAAGUUCCCCUCCACACAAGAAAAGUGCAGCGAGUUAAAGCAGCGACUGCAGACCGCCAACAUGCGAGCACAGGCCCUGUGUGAGCUGGAAAAGAACUAUCAGCUGAAAAGCCGACAGAUGCUAGGCAUGCGCUGACAUUUACCCAGUCAUCUUAUUUCAGAAAAAACGUGCGCACAACGCAUGUAGCGGUCUCAUGUAAAAAAGUUAAUUUUUUUAUUUUUAAAUGUACUUUUUUUUUUCUUUUUUAAACAAUUUUUUAAUAAGACUACUUAAGUUAUUUCAGAAUUUUAAUAUAUAUGUUGUGACUGAUUUCAUUUGCUCUUGCUGAUCAGUUUGGUGCAAAAUCCAUAGUACCGUUUAAAUUGUUGAAAGGAGCUUUUAUGAAUACCUACUUACUGCGUCUCCAGAGAUAAUGUAUAUAUGUCUGUUCCAAGUUUUGUACAUUUUAUAAUCCCAGCCAGUUUUCACACUGCUCUGCCCUCUUCUCCUCUCCUGUAGUGGUGUCUGCCGCACUCGUUGUCUACACUCUCUGCUCAGUCAAGUCUGUAUGUCAGCUGCAAGUGUCUACUCAAACAUGAGUGCCUUAUCAAUGUAAUAGUGCAUGUGGUGUUGAAUUUUGAACAUGUGUUUGUGAAUGUUAUUGUCACCAAAACUAAGUUUAAACUUUGUUUAAAAUUG
Messenger RNA from Pseudophryne corroboree (corroboree frog), 2200 nucleotides. It is a transcript of the gene NEK2, whose product is annotated as NIMA related kinase 2. Bases 326 to 1657 code for a protein of 443 amino acids. The record is from RefSeq and is a predicted model, not a curated record. Gene Ontology annotation, molecular function: protein kinase activity; ATP binding. Gene Ontology annotation, biological process: protein phosphorylation. The transcript is spliced from 9 exons. Lineage: Eukaryota; Metazoa; Chordata; Amphibia; Anura; Myobatrachidae.